Messenger RNA from Drosophila rhopaloa, 1786 nucleotides. RefSeq names its product ubiquitin-conjugating enzyme E2 W. The record is from RefSeq and is a predicted model, not a curated record. Lineage: Eukaryota; Metazoa; Arthropoda; Insecta; Diptera; Drosophilidae. The coding region runs from base 261 to 833 and encodes 190 amino acids. The transcript is spliced from 5 exons.
UCCUGCAGUCGUCCCACGAACGUUGGCGCAAUUGGUCGACAAGAAUCGGUUCGCGAAUAAAAUGACUGGCAGGCCCCUCGCCCACUCUCGCCUCCUGGGAAAAGCACUGGCAUAUUGAAGUGUAGAUAUAACUAACACACAAAAUUGGAAAUUUAGCAGUCUAGCAACUCGUGAAAAACCUGUGAAAUAUUAAGACAAGUGAUCGGCGACAGAACUAGCAUUGAAAUUAGUGUAAAAACUGUGAAAAUAACGGCUACAGAAUGCUGAAGCUAUUCAAAAAACCCAAAGAUAAAAUACCCAAGUCGGAGAUCAUAACCGAACCCAAAGAACCCAAAACGCCGCCGGUCUCCAAAUGCGGCAAGCCCCUGCAGCUGGACAACUCGCGCUGGGAGCGCCGCCUGCACAAAGAGCUUAUGUCCUUAAUUAAGGAGCCGCCGCCAGGCGUUACCGUUGACACCGAAAGCGUACAGCAAAAUUUAUCCGAAUGGAAAAUAAACAUUAAAGGUUUCGAGGGCACACUUUACGAGGGCGAGGACUUCCAGCUGCUGUUCAAAUUCAACAAUAAAUAUCCCUUUGACUCGCCAGAGGUGACCUUCAUCGGCAGCAAUAUACCCGUGCAUCCACAUGUCUACAGCAAUGGACACAUCUGCCUAUCCAUUCUGACCGAGGACUGGUCGCCGGCGCUGUCCGUGCAAUCCGUGUGCCUUAGCAUAGCUUCCAUGUUGAGCAGUUGCCGCGAAAAGAAGCGUCCGCCAGACAACACGCUCUACGUAAAGACCUGCAAUAAGAAUCCCAAAAAGACUAAAUGGUGGUACCAUGACGAUUCUGUUUAGUUGGAAAUGCAAUUUAUGACUACUGCCUGCUGAUGUUUGCUUUGCGCAUCCACCCACAAAAACACCAAUAACAAUACAGAAGUAGAACACGGCGAAGAAAGCCCAGAUUCCCCUGGAGCAGAAUCGCCAGACAGCCCAAGUGCACUCGGAUGCGAACGCAAAAUGCAACAAAGUGAAUCAAGUCAACGAGAAACCUAUCAGUAGUGUUUGGCAAACAAUCAUAGCGCAUGCAACCGAUUCUAAUUAUAGCUAUGUAUAAUCAACAAAAGGCGUGUGCGAAAAAACUAUUAUUAAAUGUUAACAUUUUAAUUAGAUUGUUAAGUCCAAAAUUUAUGUCUAAAUUAAAUGUUAUGCUACCAUCUAACUACUAGGCGUAUGCAAACCGACCGACGUGAACGUUUGAUAGUUCUGGCACUUAUCGCCAGUCGCCGCUUCCACAUUCCACCAGCAUCGUUUGAGGCAUCCUGCUCGGAAGUGUGAUGCAACCGGCAUAAUGACUCCUUCCCAGCUUAUUUUUAUUGUGUACAUUUAAUCAUCUUGGAUGCGAUGCGAAACUCAUGAGCUCAUAGUUAAGUUUACAACAUUUCAAAUGUAUUAGCAGCCAUAUCCCUGAAUUGCACUCAUUGUCACCAGUCCCGCACUAUGUAAUCUUUUCCCAUUAACCAUGCAUAGAUCGUUAAGUUAAUCAGUUCAUGUACUUGGCUAGGAUAGUCCAUCUGUGGCCAAAAUUUCGCAAGUACACCAUCGCAGAACACAUUUACCUCUUACUGUGCAAGUAGAACUUAGGAUGUGACGAGGUACUCGUCGGACUAGCAUACAAUUAAACUGUAAUCCGUGUACUGUAUAAAGAGCCCAAUUAAAUCCAAUGUAUGUUUAUCAAGCAUAUGUAACUAUGCCUAUAAACAUUUACUGUUAAAAAGUAUUUAAAAUAAAACCAAGUCUGUAAUCAAAGA